Messenger RNA from Emiliania huxleyi CCMP1516, 597 nucleotides. It is a transcript of the gene Rab20, whose product is annotated as Rab20, rab family GTPase. Gene Ontology annotation, molecular function: GTP binding; GTPase activity. Lineage: Eukaryota; Haptophyta; Isochrysidales; Noelaerhabdaceae. The coding region runs from base 1 to 597 and encodes 198 amino acids. The transcript has 7 exons. The record is from RefSeq and is a predicted model, not a curated record.
AUGGAGGUGGUCGACCUCAAGCUGGUGCUACUUGGCCAGCCCGGCGUCGGCAAGACCUGCCUGGUGUACCGGUAUCUCUACAACACAUUUGGCGAGACCAUCUCGACCAUCGGCGCGUCCUUUGCGAUGAAGAAGAUUGAGUCCAACGGCCGCCCGUGCAACCUCGGCAUCUGGGACACCGCGGGCCAGGAGCGGUUUGACUCGCUGUCGAGCUUCUACUGCCGCGGCGCGCGCGCAGCCAUCAUCUGCUUCGACCUCACGGACCGAGCCUCGUUCGAGUGCCUGCAGAGCAAGUGGGUGAAGAAGGUGCUCGACGAGGCGGAGCCCGGCUGCCACAUCUGCAUCGUCGGCACCAAGCUCGACCUCGUGCAGGCGGGCCGCUACGGGCGCGCGGUGUCGGAGGAGGAGGUGAGGGCCGUGGCGGCAAAGCACCACGCCGACGUCUUCGAGGUGUCGUCAAAGGCGGGGACAGGUAUCGGCGAGAUCUUUGAGGCGGUGGUGCAGCACUUCCACUCGCGCGGCGCGAGCGGCGGCGCCGGCCACGGUGGACUGUCGGUGAGCGGCGUGCAGGCGCGCGAGGGCGGCGGCUGCUGCUGA